AUGACUCAUGCCAACCUCACCAUCUUCCACCCUGCAGUUUUUGCUCUACUUGGCAUCCCUGGGUUGGAGGCUCAUCACAUUUGGCUGUCAAUACCCCUCUGCCUCAUGUAUAUUACUGCAGUCCUAGGCAACAGCAUCCUGAUAAUGGUCAUCAUCACAGAACGUAACCUUCAUGAGCCCAUGUACUUCUUCCUCUCCAUGCUGGCCAUCAUAGACAUCCUGCUGUCCACCACUACCGUACCCAAGGCCCUAGCUAUCUUUUGGCUUCAUGCCCAUGACAUUGCCUUUGAUGCCUGUGUCACCCAAGUUUUCUUUGUCCACAUGAUGUUUGUGGGGGAGUCAGCCAUCCUAUUAGCCAUGGCCUUUGACCGCUUUGUGGCCAUCUGUGCCCCCUUGCAUUAUACAACAGUGCUAACAUGGCCUAUUGUGGGAAGGAUUGCUCUGGCUAUUGUUACUCGAAGCUUCUGCAUCAUCUUUCCAGUCAUCUUCCUGCUGAAGCGGCUGCCCUUCUGCCGGACCAACAUCAUUCCCCAUUCCUACUGUGAGCAUAUUGGGGUGGCCCGCUUAGCCUGUUCUGACAUCACCAUUAACAUCUGGUAUGGGUUCUCAGUGCCCAUUGUCAUGGUCAUCUUGGAUGUGAUCCUCAUCACUGUGUCUUACUCACUGAUCCUCCGAGCCGUCUUUCAUUUGCCCUCUCAGGAUGCCCGGCACAAGGCCCUCAGCACUUGUGGCUCUCACCUUUGUGUCAUCCUCAUGUUUUAUGUUCCAUCCUUCUUUACAUUACUGACCCACCGCUUUGGACAUAACAUUCCUCGACAUGUCCAUAUCCUGCUGGCUAAUCUUUAUGUGGUGGUGCCACCAAUGCUCAACCCCAUCGUCUAUGGUGUGAAGACAAGGCAGAUCCGGGAAGGUGUAGCCCACCGGUUCUUUGACAUCAAGGCUUGGUGUUGUGCUUCCCUUCCAGGCUGA
Equus quagga is the source of this 969-nucleotide messenger RNA. Its product is annotated as olfactory receptor 52B2. Gene Ontology annotation, cellular component: membrane. Gene Ontology annotation, molecular function: G protein-coupled receptor activity; olfactory receptor activity. The record is from RefSeq and is a predicted model, not a curated record. The coding region runs from base 1 to 969 and encodes 322 amino acids. The transcript has a single exon. NCBI's taxonomy places the organism in Eukaryota, Metazoa, Chordata, Mammalia, Perissodactyla, Equidae. Gene Ontology annotation, biological process: G protein-coupled receptor signaling pathway.